Messenger RNA from Diaporthe amygdali, 1320 nucleotides. RefSeq names its product O-acetyltransferase PaAT-1. The transcript has a single exon. The record is from RefSeq and is a predicted model, not a curated record. Gene Ontology annotation, biological process: polysaccharide biosynthetic process. NCBI's taxonomy places the organism in Eukaryota, Fungi, Ascomycota, Sordariomycetes, Diaporthales, Diaporthaceae. Gene Ontology annotation, cellular component: membrane. The coding region runs from base 1 to 1320 and encodes 439 amino acids. Gene Ontology annotation, molecular function: acyltransferase activity, transferring groups other than amino-acyl groups.
AUGCUUACAUCCGCUGUAGACGGCCUCAGAGGCAUCUCUGCAACUUGUGUCGUUGUCCACCACUGUACGCUUCAGUGGUUUGGCUGGCAUAUUCAUGAGCCUUGGUUUCCUGGGCAGUCUUUUCUGAAGUUGCCUAUAAUCCGUCUGCUCAUCUCAGGAUCUCCCCACGUAUACAUCUUCUUCGUCAUCGCCGGCUAUAGCUUGUCAUACAAGCCACUCAAGCUCUUUCGACAAGGAAGAUUCGACGAAGCAGCUUCUGUGCUUUCGUCCUCGAUCUUCCGCCGACAUGCACGGCUUUUCGUGCCGACUACUAUAGUUACCUUUUUCUGCGCUAUCAUGACGCAGCUCAACUGGUACGGCAAGGCAGAGCACAUGCCUGGUGUCGCUGUUCCAGCAUGGGAGCCUCCACAUCUCGACAACAUUUGGGCGCAAUUAAACAAUUUUGCGUGGAACGAACUUCUCUUCAUGGACCCUGUCGGACGCACUGUCGCAAAGGGAGAUCCUGGUGACCAAGUCAAACAGCUUCAUAAUCCAUACGACUACGUGCUGUGGACUCUUCCUGUGGAAUUUAACAGCUCUAUGGUGCUGCUCAUGUUUCUCAUGGCAUUCUCUCGGGUGAAAAGUAGAGCUCGCAUGGUAUUCUGCCUAGCCAUGGCAGUUUUCUUUCAAUGCUUCUUUAUAUACUGGGCCCUCUUUCUCUUCUUCUCUGGGAUGCUAAUCUGCGACCUGCGGCUGGAGCUGGGUGAGGCCUCGUCAACAAGAGCUCCAUCGAAAGAUACCAGGUCGUGGUCAAAACAUUUAUUUGUCAGGGCUAUCGGUGUAGGCUGCUUCGUUCUUUCUUUAUGGGCUCUCAGUACACCACAUCUGGCGUUUGGAGGCCGUGAAGCACCGGGCUUUGUAACCCUAGCAUCCAUGAUUCCUGAGAGAUUCGGUGAUCAGCUUCUUAUGCCCGUCGCAGCUAUAGGCCUGGUCCUCACUCUUGACCAUCAUCCGUUCUUGCAAGUCCUCUUCACAAAUUCGUUUGCACAGUACAUGGGACGGAUUUCUUUUGCUUUGUUUUUAGUUCAUGGGCCAUUGCUCAAUACUCUGGGUCAUGCAUUAGGACGAAGAUUCAUUGCGCUCAUCGGUGGUGAUACGGAAGAGAGAUACCUUGUUGCCAUAUCACUGACUGCGAUGGUCUUCUGGCUUAUGACUAUUCUUUUGGCGGAUUUCGUCUACCGAUAUGUUGAUUUGGCGUCUGUUCAAGUGUCGAAGUGGGCUUAUCAGAAAUUGUUGCGCACAGAAGAACAACCUGGCAAAUACGAAUGGAAGAGCAGAUAG